GUACACACAAUUUUGUCGUGAUUUCUUUUAUUUGUUUAAAUUUCAUUUUGUGAAAUGUGCAAUUGUAAAUAAUUAAAGUUAACACAAAUAUGUUACGUGUUUUCUUUGUGUGUAUAUUUUCGUUGUGUCCCAUUUUAUUGUAAAACCCCGCAAUAAACUGCACCAGCGGGGGCAAUAAACGCAGCGUUCUUGGUGCGCUGGCAGAGCGAGAUAAAAUAGUUUUCCACUUAGUAGAAAAACUCUGCUGUUAUUGUUGGCGGUUUAAUCGUGCAAACAAAUAAACUGACCUACGGAAAUGGAGCGGCGGGUUAAGCUAAAAACUAUCAAUCCCCACAUUACGUGUAAAAUCUGCGGCGGCUAUUUCAUCGAUGCGACAACAGUGACGGAGUGCUUGCACACAUUCUGCAAGAGCUGCUUGGUAAAGCAUCUGGAGGAGAAGAAAACAUGCCCCACCUGCGAUAAUAUUAUACACCAGUCACACCCGCUGCAAUACAUCAGCUUUGAUCGCACCAUGCAGGACAUUGUGUACAAAUUGGUGCCGAAACUGCAAGAGGAUGAAUCCCGACGCGAGCGAGACUUCUACAAAAGCCGAAAUAUGCCGUGCCCGAAGGAUAUAACGCAGAACCACGAGGAGGACAACGAGAAGGUCAUGGAAGCGCAUGCUGAAUCCGAUUUUCAUCGUUUGGACGAACAGGUUAACGUGUGCCUAGAGUGUAUUAGCAAUAACUUUAAGAAUUUGCAACGGCGCUUCAUACGUUGCAGCUCUCAGGCGACAAUAACACACCUGAAAAAACUUGUCGCCAAGAAAAUAUUAAAUGGAAUCGAAAAGUACAGAGAAAUCGACAUUUUGUGCAACGAAGAGCUCUUAGGCAAAGACCAUACGCUGAAAUUUGUAUACGUGACGCGUUGGCGUUUUAGAGAUCCCCCUUUGCGGUUGCAGUUUCGUCCCAGAGUCGAGCUCUAACAGAAGAACUUCUGAAACAAUCUCGUACUGCAUUUAAGCUGCAUGCGAGCCAUUGGUGCGCGUCACAAAAAUGAUCUAUUUUUAUAAUUUAUUGACAAAGUGCUCAGUGUGGCGCAUUAAUUUUAAGAGUCCUAGUUGUAAUUUUCAAAAUUUAUGUAAAUGUUUCUAUUGUAAAAAGUCCUAAUUACGUACAUACUUGUAGAUGUUAAUAUGCUAGUGUCUUCGUGUGAAUUAUUUCAUUACCUUCCUAUACUGUAUUUUUAAAAUAAUUGCAAUAUCUGUAUAUGUAUGUCUUCUUUUUUAGUUUCAAAUAUAUACAUAUUUAUUAUUUUA
Molecule: messenger RNA, 1297 nt
Organism: Scaptodrosophila lebanonensis
Lineage: Eukaryota; Metazoa; Arthropoda; Insecta; Diptera; Drosophilidae
Gene: l(3)73Ah
Product: polycomb group RING finger protein 3
Exons: 4
Coding region: 296-964 (222 amino acids)
Biological process (GO): regulation of transcription by RNA polymerase II
Cellular component (GO): PRC1 complex
Source: RefSeq, a predicted model, not a curated record